AUGCGAGCUGCAGGACCAACAUAUGAAAUACAGUUUGUUAAUCCUUCCCAUACCACAGUGAAGCAAAAGAGUUUGGAAUUUCUGGAUGCGCUCCAAACCUUUUACGAUUUAAAAACAAACUUGCAGCUGAUCAUGUACUCGCUCUCACCUGCUGGUCCAACAGAGACGAAAAGAAAUAUACCAAACGUCUAG
Messenger RNA from Eruca vesicaria subsp. sativa (arugula), 192 nucleotides. The record is from the annotation of a GenBank genome assembly. NCBI's taxonomy places the organism in Eukaryota, Viridiplantae, Streptophyta, Magnoliopsida, Brassicales, Brassicaceae.